CAUGGCUCCGACAAAGUAUGAUAAGAAGCCGGAGCCUGGAGACCUCAUUGAAAUCUUCCGAGGCACAUAUCAGCACUGGGCUAUUUAUGUUGGCGAUGGUUUUGUGAUUCACCUGGCACCACCCUCUGAGCAUGCUCAAGCUGGGGCCUACAGUAUGAUGUCAGUACUAUGUGACAAAGCCACAGUGAAGAAAGAAGAACUGUAUGAAGUAGUUGGCAAUGAUGAAUACCGUAUCAACAACCUUCUGGAUGACAAAUACGAGCCACGUCCCUUUUGUGCUAUUCUACGGGAAGCAGAACGUUAUUUGGAUCAAGAACUUCCAUAUUGUGUCUUUAGAGGGAACUGUGAGCACUUUGUUACGGAGUUGAGAUACGGAAAGCCACAUUCCCGCCAGGUUCGUAAAGCGGUGGAGAUUGGUGUUGGAGUUGGACUCUUUGCAGCGGUUACCUUUGGAGUUCUUGCUGCUGCUUCAACCUUUUUUGGUUCAAAAGACAAAGAGAAGCAGAAACAGUAAGGACUGAGAAAUGCAGAAGUGAAAAGUGCAAUUGUGGAGGCCU
This is a messenger RNA of Rhinichthys klamathensis goyatoka, 557 nucleotides long. Its product is annotated as phospholipase A and acyltransferase 3-like. Gene Ontology annotation, biological process: N-acylphosphatidylethanolamine metabolic process. Lineage: Eukaryota; Metazoa; Chordata; Actinopteri; Cypriniformes; Leuciscidae. Gene Ontology annotation, cellular component: cytoplasm. Bases 2 to 514 code for a protein of 170 amino acids. The transcript is spliced from 4 exons. Gene Ontology annotation, molecular function: glycerophospholipid phospholipase A1 activity; A2-type glycerophospholipase activity. The record is from RefSeq and is a predicted model, not a curated record.